Salvia splendens (bonfire salvia) is the source of this 432-nucleotide messenger RNA. RefSeq lists its product as uncharacterized. The transcript has a single exon. NCBI's taxonomy places the organism in Eukaryota, Viridiplantae, Streptophyta, Magnoliopsida, Lamiales, Lamiaceae. Bases 1 to 432 code for a protein of 143 amino acids. The record is from RefSeq and is a predicted model, not a curated record.
AUGCACGAGAGGGUGCAAAUUUUUCCUGGAAUUUUGGAGAGCAUAGAUUGUAUGCACUAUGACUGGAAGAAUUGUCCGACAUCGUGGAGAGGCCAAAUGAUCCUUGAAGUCAUCGUUGACUACCGUAUUUGGAUCUGGCAUGCUCACUUCAGCGUGGUCAAGCCAAACAACGAAACCAACAUGCUGAACACGUCGACUCUCUUCACUGAGCAAUGCAAGGGCAACCGUCCGGUUAUCGAGUUCACUGCCAACGAACGCCGACAUCAUAUGGGGUACUACUUAGCCAAUGGCAUAUACCCAAGAUGGCCAGUUAUACUGAAGAAGAUCUCAUGCCCAACGGAUCCGAAGAGAGUUUUAUUUGCACAGCAGCAAGAGGCUGCACGGAAGGACGUGGAGCGGGAUUCGGUGUGCUUCAAGUGCGUUGGGCAAUAG